This is a messenger RNA of Closterium sp. NIES-65, 8853 nucleotides long. Lineage: Eukaryota; Viridiplantae; Streptophyta; Zygnematophyceae; Desmidiales; Closteriaceae. The record is from the annotation of a GenBank genome assembly.
AUGAGUGCCCCCUACACUACCCUCUCUUCUAUUCCUAAAACACCAAGUGGCUGCCUCGCUGCUGCUGCUGCUGCUGCUGCUGCCGCCGCUGCCACUGCCCACACCACAGCAAGAAGCCGACCAAACAGCCCUGGCUGGCCCUGCCCUGCGACCCUUGAGGCGUCUCAAAAAACAACUUCUGAGGCGCCUCAAAAAACAGCCCUGGCUGGCCCUGCCCUGCGACCACCCCUGCUGCUCUCUACUCCACACCUUUCUUGUUCAAAACCUUCUCACCACAGCUUCUCCUCUUUCUCUCCUUUCUUCUUCGCCGUUCUCUCUCCCUCUCUACUCCUCGAUUCCACCCUCCACCACCCCUCCGUCUCUCCCAGGAAUACGGGGUGGCUGCCCAUGCCCACGCUGCCCAUCACAGAGAAGCUGGCCUUCCCGGCUCGCCUGGCCAUGCCUGCCUGCCUGCCCACGCUGACCAUCACAGAGAAGCUGCCCUUCCUGGUAAAUCUUCAGUCGACUCUAAAUCCACCCCUUCCCCCUUUCUUCUUUGCCGCUCUCUCCCUCCACCACUCCUCCAUCCUUUUCUCCCUCUCCCCCAGGGACACGGGGUGGCUGCCCCCGUUAACCACAGCAGAGAAGGUGGCGUUCCCUCUGGCGGCGGUGACGCUGCUGCUGCUCUCACUCACCCUCUCCUGCAUCAUGGCCUCGGCUCUAGGGCUCGACAUCUCCGCACUCCAGGUGAACUUUGAGGCCCCUCCUCUUCUGAGACGUCUCAAGCCCCGGCUCACAGCGGCAGUGGAGGGGGUGGAUGCGGGGGUGAGGCGGCAGGCGCAGCGGGUGCUGUCUCUGCGGCGCCACGGCACGCUGCUGCUCACCACUCUGCUGCUCGCCUCCACCACACUCAACGUCGCCUUCACCAUCUUCUCCACUGUCGACUCAAAGAUCGACUUAUCACACACUGCCUGCUUGCCUAUCCUUGCCCUCUCCACGCCCUCUCUAGUUUUUCUCCUCUUCCUCUGCUCUUCAUCUGCUCUUCCUCUGCUCUUCCUCUGCUCUUCCUCUGCUCUUCCUCUGCUCUUCCUCUGCUCUUCAUCUGCUCUUCCUCUGCUCUUCCUCUGCUCUUCCUCUGCUCUUCAUCUUCUCUUCCUCUGCUCUUCCUCUGCUCUUCAUCUGCUCUUCCUCUGCUCUUCCUCUGCUCUUCCUCUCCUCUUCCUCUGCUCUUCCCCUGCUCUUCAUCUGCUCUUCAUCUGCUCUUCCUCUGCUCUUCCUCUGCUCUUCCUCUGCUCUUCAUCUGCUCUUCAUCUGCUCUUCCUCUGCUCUUUCUCUCCUCUUCCUCUGCUCUUCAUCUGCUCUUCCUCUGCUCUUCCUCUCCUCUUCCUCUGCUCUUCCUCUGCUCUUCAUCUGCUCUUCAUCUGCUCUUCCUCUGCUCUUCCUCUGCUCUUCCUCUGCUCUUCCUCUGCUCUUCAUCUGUUCUUCAUCUGUUCUUCCUCUGCUCUUCCUCUGCUCUUCCUCUGCUCUUCCUCUGCUCUUCCUCUGCUCUUCCUCUGCUCUUCCUCUGCUCUUCAUCUGCUCUCCAUCUGCAUUUUUUCUGCUUCCCCUCUCUCCGCCUCUCCCUCCCUUCUCCCCCACCCCACCACAGCCAUUCUAGGAAUGCUGUUCGGAUUCCUCUUCUCCUUCCUCGCGCUCCUACUCCUCGUGGAGCUCUUGCCCCCCUCUCUCUGCGCCCCACGCCCCCUCCACGUCGCCUCCGCCACCUCAUGGCUCUCCCACCUCCUCCUCUUCCUCUUCCUCCCCAUCUCGCUCCCCCUCACCGGCGCUCUGAAUUGCUGCUUGGGGAAAGGGGAGGCUGCAGCGCAGGGGGGGGGGAGAGGGAGGAGGAGGGGAAGGGCGGGGAAGUUGCGGAGGAAGGGAGGGGAGAUGGGGGAGGAGGAUGGGGAGGAUGAGAGGGUGAUGGAAGGGCUUCUGUGCAGUGGUCCUAUGUGCACCAACCGAUUCUGCAUGAAGCACACAGGGGAAGAUAUCCGCAACGACCUGGGCAGUGACAGAGACGCGCUCAUGUCCCCGGCAUGUGUGCCUGGAGGGUGCAUGGGCCCAAGAGACGGAGACGGGGGGUUCCUGGCCCACCACCCCCGCUUCUCCUCACGCACUGCUGCUGUGGGGGCAGCAGCAGCAGCAGCAAAGCAGUGGGGCAAAAGGGGGAGUGAUGGGAGGGGGGUUAGGAGGGGAGAAGGGAGCGGAGAGAGGGGACAGGCGCUGCCGCCUAUUGGGAGCAUGCCCAUAGGAGCACGGCACACGCCCCUGAAGCCCUCUCCUGCUGCUCUUGCUGCUGCUCUCGCCGCCGCCAGUGCUCCUCCUCCUCCCCCUCUGACAACAACAGAACAGAUAGCAGCAGCAACAGCAGCAGGGGGAGGGGCAGCAGCAGGAGCAAAUGCAGAAACAACAGGUGCAGAUGGGGGACCAGGUGCAGAUGGGGGACCAGGUGCAGAUGGGGGACCAGGUGCAGAUGGGGGACCAGGUGCAGAUGGGGGACCAGGUGCAGAUGGGGGACCAGGUGCAGAUGGGGGACCAGGUGCAGAUGGGGGACCAGGUGCAGAUGGGGGACCAGCAGGAGAAGCAGCACCAGCAGUAGGCACAGUUGCCGCUGCUGCAUCUGCAGCAGCACUAGUUAAUCUUGGAAGCAGAGCAGGCAAUAUGGUGGAGGGUGACUGGAAUGGGCAGGUCGAAGCGGGUUCUGCAGCACCAAUGAGGGAGGGGCAGGGCACUGCUUGUUGUGCUGCUGGGGAAGGGAAAGGGAGUGGGGAUAAGGAUGGGGUUGGGAGUAGUGAUGCGAAACCGAAUGAUGGUUCAAGGGUUCCGGAAGGAGGAGAGGGGAGAGAUAGCAUCGAGAAGGGGAAUGCUGAGCAUUUUGUUGCGGCGGAGGUCAAGCAGGAGAAGGCGGAAGAAGGGGAUGAGGGCCAGGAGGAAGAGGAGUACUCAGAGGGUGGGGAAGAGGAGGAAGAGGGAGAGCAGGAGUGGUUUGAUGCUCCUGAGGCGUUGAUUCUAUCCAAUUCCUCCUCUCUUUCCACCAAUGCCCCCAUGUUCACCCCUCCCUUGGCCGCCUCUCCUGCACCGUCCGGGUCUCCUGCUGGUGGUUCGUCACCUGCGCGGCAUGUGCUUGGUAUCAGAGCAGCUGCGAGGCUGCUCGGGUCUUCACCCCUUGCUUUAGCAGUGCAUGCACCGGCGGCGGCAGCACCAGCAGGAGUGGGAGAAGUGGGAGGAGGCAGUGGAGGUGAAGGAGGAAGGGGAGAAGAAGAAUCAGGAGUAGCAGCAGCAGCAGCAGCGGGAUCUGUCCUUGGAAUAUUACCGGUAGGUCCCCGAGCAUCUAAAUCCGAUGCUUCCGACUUGCCUCUGUGCUUUGACGAAUUGGAGGAGUUGGAACGGGAGGGGGAGGGAGGGGAGCGUUUUCACAAGCUAAGAGCCUGGUGGGAUGCUACUGGAAUGCGGGGUCGAGGGUCGGAAGGAGGGACGAGAGAGGAUGGGAUUGGGGCGGCGGGAUCAGGAUCAGGUGGGGGGGUUGGUGGGAGUGGUGGUGAUGGUGGUUCUACGAGGGGUUUCGCUCCUGUGUUUGGUGGUUCUGCUCGGUCUGCUUCGCCUGUGGCUUCGGCAGCAGCAGCAGCACUAGCAGCAGGUGUUGGCGGUGCUGGUGGUGGUGUGGGCGGAGCAGCCGCAGGAGGAAGGAUAGGAGGAGGAGGAGCAGGAGGAGGAGGAGGAGGAGGAGGAGCAGGAGGAGGAGCAGGGGGAGGAGGAGGAGGGGGUAGAGGGAACGCGGGGGAGUUCCGAGCGUUUUCUUUGCCUCGAGUGAUGCCAUCUGCAGUCCCUUGUCUGGGAGGAGUUGCAGGCAGUGCCAGCAGUGCUGCCACCAGGAGUGCCGCUGCUGCUCCUGCUCCUUCUGCUGCUCCUGCUCCUGCUGUGCGGCAGCUGAGUGGGUUGGAAGCGAAGGCGCAGCUACAAGCGAGGCUGUUGGGGCUGAAGAACAAAACCUACCAGAGCCUACCCUCGCGUACCUGGGAUGUGGUGGAUGGUUCCUCAGGCACCAAAGCUCCUCCGUCUGCUGCUUCUGCUGCUGCUGCUGCUGCUGCUGCUGCUGCUGCUGCUGCUGCUGCUGCUGCUGCUGCUGCUGCUGCUGUGGCUGGUUGUGGUGCUGGUGCUGCUCCUGGUGCGGAUGAUGCUGCUGCUGCUGCUGCUACUGGUGGUGGUGCUGCUGCUGUUGCUGUUUCUGGCGAUCGUACCGCUGCUGCAGCUAGAUUUCCCACAGGUGGUAGUUGCAACAGUAGACACGAGCGCGAGGAUGUGAAUGGAAAUGGUGGGCGAGGGGAUGCGGGCAUGGAAGGGGGGCAGGCUGUUGCAGCAGGAGGAAGAGCAGGAGGGGAAGGAGGAGGGGGAGGAGGAGGGGGAGGAGGAGGGGGAGGAGGGGAAGGAGGAGGAGGAGGAGGGGGAGGAGGGGAAGGAGGAGGGGAAGGAUGGCGAGGAGGAUUCAGGAGACAAGGAGAUCAAAGCGGGGAGGUGGCAAGGAGAGCAGGGGAUUCGCUGCGUAGUUAUGAGGAGGAGGGGGAGAGCGAGGGGACGGACAGGGAGGAGGGAAGCAGCCAGAGGUUGCUGCGAAGGGCGUUGACCAUCACAGCCAGGCGCAGAGCAGCAGGAGCGGCGGCAACCGCAGCAGCAGCGGGUGCUGAGGCUGUGUGGAGGAAGGAGAUGGAUGAGGGGGACAAGACGCGUGGGGCGGAACAAGCCGGAGGGCGAGCCGUAUAUGGCAUGGAUAGUGGUGUAGGCGAAGGUUGGAGUGGAGGAGGAAGCGGAGGAGGAAGCGGAGGAGGAAGUGGAGGAGGAAGUGGAGGAGGAGGGGAAGUGAGGCAAGGAGAAGGGUGUCAAUUCCCUUUGACUCAGCACUCUGCCUCACCUUCACUCCCUCGCCCUCCCCCUCACUCCUCGUUCCCCAGCAACCCCUCGUCUGGCCAGUCACCCCCUCCUCCUCCUCAUCACGACUUGAACCCCACUGCUGCUCGCCCUUUCUCACCUUAUGCCCUCCCUCCCUCUAAUGCCCCCUCUCCCUACCCUGCUCGUGACACCACCUCCCCUUUGCACCCACGUGACACCUCCCCUUUGCACCCACGUGACACCUCCCCUGCGCACAGGCCUUUCCAAAGCCCCUCUCCCUCCCGGCACCCCUCCUCUUCUCACCACUGCUCUAAUUCCACAGCAGCAGCAGACUCGCCCCAUCUAUUGCACUCGCUCUCUACAGGGUCCUCCUCCUCGCCCCUACACCCCUCCGCCUUCCCUCCUCCCCGCACCCUCCGCUUGAUGGCCUCCCAGGCCUCCCUCCCGUCCCACUACCACCACCCCUCGCUUGCCCUGCUCCCGCCGAAAUCCCCACUGCUUCCGGAGACUCCUGCGUCUCCUGGGUCUCCCGAAUCCCCCUCGUCCCCCCCUGCUGCGCUCUAUCAAAAAGCAGCCACCACAGGUGCGCUGCUGUGCCAUCAGCAGCAGCGGCAGCAGCAGCAGGAGCGGCAGGAGCGAAGGCAGGAGCGGCGGCAGCAGCAGCAGCAGCAGCAGCAGCAGCAGCAGCAGCAGCAGCAGCAGCAGGAGCAAGUUUCGGCUGCUCCGUCUGCCUUGUCUGCUCGGUCGCGCUAUUUGAGGCAAAUAGGAGUGGAGGCAGUGCCGCUGUCUGUGACUCCCAAGCAGCGUCCGGCUUUCCAGCAACGCAAUUCCUUCAUGCGACGGCUUGCACAUGAGGACUGGGAGGAUAGUGCCACCACCUCCGCCACAGACAGCAACGCCAACGCCAACGCCACCGCCAACGCUGCAAUCAAUACUACCACCAGUAACACCACCACUGGCACCACAGGCACCACAGGCACCACCACCACGGGCACUACAGGCACGAGCAGCAGCAGCACUGCGGGUUUCAGUUUGCCAUCCUCCCCUGCUACUGACAGCCACGCACCCUUCCCUGCCCAAGCUCAUCCCUCUCCCAACAGCCACUCUUCCCUCCUCUCCCCAAACCAAGUCUCCUUCCCGACUCCCCUGCACUCCCCCUCUCCGCUCCUCCACAGUCCCCUCUCGUCCAACAGAGCCCCAUCUCCCGCUCCAAUCAACCCCCCAAGACAGACCCCUUUCGAAUCCUCUCUCACCUCCUCCUCCUCCUCCUCUCAGCUUCCCCUCACUCCUCCCCAGCCCGGAUUCCCUGUUCGGUCGCACAUAGGUUCUUCCCCUCGUCAUGCGGAGCCGUAUUAUGGAGCUCAGCAAGUGGUGGGUGCUGGGAGAGAUGGGGGAGGGGGUUUUAGAGGGGAGGUGCGAAGGGGAAGGGGGGGGAGAAGGCUUAUGGAGGAAGAUGAGCGGGUGGAGUUGAGAAGGGGAGGGGGGGUGGACUAUGGUGGGGAGAGGGGAAGCGAGCGGGAAAUGAGGAGGGGUGGGGGUUCGUUUGGAGAGGAGGGAUGGUUGGAAAGGGAGGAGGAGGGGAGGAGAAGGGCGAGUGAGGAGGGUGGGACGAGAGGAAGAAGAGGAGGGAGGAGAUUGUUUGAGGAGGAUGGGGAUAGAGAGAGGGGAGAGGAGGCAUGGGCUAGUGAAAAGGCUACAGAGAGUGCUAGGAAGGGAAGGGAUGAGAGGGAUGGAGGGGACUCAAGGGAAUUCGGGGGAACCGAUGGAUGGAGAGAGAGAAGGGAGGGGGGAGAACGGGAACGGAGACAGGGGAGGGAUGGGAGGACGGGUUUGGAAGAAAAGGAGGGGAAAGUUGAGAGGAGAGGAAGAGAGGGGAGGAAAAGUCGGGAUGAGGUGAAAGGGAUGGAAGAAGGUGUAAGGAGGGAGGCAGAACAGGAUGCGUUGGCGUCGGCGGCGUGGGAAGGAGAGGCAUUGCAGAGAGGGCGUGGCUCUGAGGCAGCUGAUAUGUAUGAGAGGCUUGAUAGGGUUGCGAGAGUGCGUGUGGAUGGGCCGGAGGCAGCUGUAGGAGUGCGGGAGUGGGAGGGCGAAGUAAGGGGUGUGUCUGGUUUUUGGGACGACUCAAGUGGUGGUGAUGGUAGAAAGGGAGCGAGGGGGCAAGAGGAGGCACAGGAGCGAGAUAGCAGGUCUAAAGACGAGUGGGAGGGGAUGAAAAAGGGUAGAAGCGAAGAGGGACGAGAGAGAGUGGGGAGAGAGGGAAGUGGGGAGGACGUGGUGGAAAUAAGGGAGGCAGAAGAAAAUAUGACUCGAGACAAGGUUGGGUCUUGCGGUGGGAGAGAUGGGAACGCAGAAGAAGGGGACAAUGAUGAUGGUGUUGAUGGCGAUAGUGACGACGAUUCUGCUGCUGCUGAUGAUGAUGAUACUGAUGAUGAUAUUGAUGAUGAUGAUGAUGAUGAUGUUGAUAUGACGGAUGAUCUGGAUGACGAGGAGCAGCAGAACGCGUUCUCUCUUGAUCUGGACUCCGAGUCAAGAGAUCAUGGCACUGGCAGCUUCAGCACUGGCUUCGCACCGGAUGCUGCGAGCAAAGAGCGUGAUGAAGAGGAGGAUGAGGAGGAGGAUGAGGAGGAGGAGGAAGAAGACGAGGACGAAGAGGAUGGCAAGGAGAGGAGCAGGAGCCGGCCCACAGCUGCAAUGCUGGACUCCCAGGCUGCAUCUCUCAUGCACCUGGCGCUGCAUGCACAGGCUGCUAGGCAUCAGGUUGCUGCUGAAGCACCCCCUCCCGUCCACUCGCCUGCCGUCUCCCUUGACUUAUCUGCAAAGGGCUGCGGUGGAGAGCAGUUGCUUGGCAGCAGUAGCAAGGGUGGGAGCAGGGAGAGUGGCAGGGAGGGCAGUGGUGUUAUGGGCAGCAGUAACAGGAGUGGCGUUGGUGGCAAUGAUGCUGCUGCCGGUGCUGCUGCUUUUAGUGAUGCUUCAGUUGAUGAUUCUUUCGGUGCUGCUGCUGCUGCUGCUGGCGGUGGUGGUGACGCUGCUGCUGCUGGCGGUGGUGGUGACGCUGCUGUUGCUGGCGGUGGUGGUGACUCUGCUGCUGCUGGCGGUGCUAAUUCUCCUGCCCCACUGUCACGUUCCUCCACGCCUCUCCCUCUUUCUGGUCCUCCCUUUGCCGAAGCAGCGUGGCUGGAGCCAGCUUGGCCGCGAUUGAGAGAGCUGGAGGAGGGCUAUUCAGGGGAAUCGGGGCAAAGUUCAGGCGGUAGAAGGAAGGAGGGAGAUGGAGGGGAUAGGGAACGGGAAGAGAGAGGAGGUGUGGUGGAGGAGGAGAGGGGGAAGGAGGUGGGGGGAGGAAACGUAAGGGGUAUGCAGGUUGGAGGAGGAGGGAGGGAUGGGAUGGGUGGAGAGGAGGUGUGUGUGGUGGUGGUGGAUGAUGGGAUGGGGAGGAGGGAAGGCGUGGAUGGGGGCUCGCGUGUUGAAGCUGCAGCACCAACACCACCACUUGUCGACAGCAUCACCAUGGCACCUCCCUCGCAUGACAUCCAAAUCACGAUUCCCCCAUCCGACCUCCCGAAUGAAACAUCAUCACCCAUGCCGUUUCCCCACUCCUCCUCACGCCCAUCCUCCCGCUCCGCCUCGCGACCUUCCUCUCGCCGCGCCUUACGAAAUGCUGCAGUGGCAGCAGCAGCGGCAGCGGCAGCAGAAUCUACAGGGAGUUAUGGUGGGGGUGGGGGAGGAGGUGAUGACGAUGUGCAUGGGUAUGCCAGUGAGAGUGAGUCAGGAGCAGGAGCAGCAGGAGCAGCAGGAGCAGCAGGAGGGGCCGGAGGAGCAGUGGGGGAAGGGGGAGGUGAUGGAUCAGUGUUGCUGUCAGCAUCAGCAUCCAUGCCUCGCACUCCUGCCACCCCCUCCUCUCCCCUCUCCUGGGCUGGGUGGCUCUGGGGCCAGCAACAACAACAGCAGCUGCAGUGA